AUGAGUUACCAACUAUACAGAAACACCACUUUAGGACAUACACUUCAGGAGAGCUUGGAUGAACUUAUUCAGGUUGGACAAAUAACUCCACAACUAGCUUUGAAAGUUUUAUUACAGUUUGAUAAAUCCAUCAACCAGGCUUUGUCAAAUAGAGUCAACAAAAAAAUUACUUUCAAAGCUGAUCUAAAUACGUACAGGUUUUGUGAUAAUGUGUGGACCUUUGUGCUGAAUAAUGCAGAGUUUCGAGAUGGGAACGACAACAUCAGAGUUGACAAAGUUAAAAUAGUGGCUUGUGAUGGCAAAAGUAACAUUUUUAUUUUAUGA
Molecule: messenger RNA, 324 nt
Organism: Helobdella robusta
Lineage: Eukaryota; Metazoa; Annelida; Clitellata; Rhynchobdellida; Glossiphoniidae
Exons: 3
Coding region: 1-324 (107 amino acids)
Biological process (GO): transcription initiation at RNA polymerase II promoter; RNA polymerase II preinitiation complex assembly
Cellular component (GO): transcription factor TFIIA complex
Molecular function (GO): RNA polymerase II general transcription initiation factor activity; TBP-class protein binding
Source: RefSeq, a predicted model, not a curated record